AUGUCCGUGGUGGCUUCGGCGGGUACUUCUGGAGUGGUAAUCGUCACACUGCUAGACCGUCAACGGUGCAGCGAGAGCUAUCUCAAAAAGAUCAUUGCAAACAGGGAGGACUACGCCAAGCGUCAUGGCUACACCAACUUCUUCGCGAAAGUCUCAGAUUAUGACGAAGCCGUUGGCGAUGCUCCCAUGAGCUGGGCCGUUGUACCAGCCAUCCGUCAUGCCAUGGCUUCGCAUCCUCACUCGGCAUAUUUCUUCCAUCUCGCGGCUAAUGCUUUGAUCAUGAACCCUACCAAAUCCCUCGAGUCUCAUAUUCUAGGGCAGGGCCAUCUGGAAAGCUUGAUGUUGAAGGAUGUACCCAUUGUGCCGCCAGAUAGUAUCAUUAAGACCUUCGUGCACCAGAAGGAACAGGAUGUGGAUCUUAUCAUCACCCAGGACAGCGAAGAUUUAAACCCGGGAAGCUUCAUUUUGAAGAACGGGGAGUUUGCGCGUUUCUUCCUGGACGUCUGGUUUGACCCGCUUUACCGCAACUUCAACUUUGCUAGGGCGGAAGCCCAUGGACUGGAUCACAUUUUGCAGUGGCACCCAACUGUUCUUGCUCGAACCGCCUUGGUUCCUCAGCGCAUUCUAAGCUCCUAUAGCAAAGACUCGCCGGGUGCUGCUUUGGACGGCACCUACAAGGAUGGUGACCUCGUGAUCCAAUUCCAUGGGUGCGGUGAUGCAGAGGCCCGAGACUGUGCCCGCGAACUAGAGCCGCACUACAGGCUUUGGGAGAAGAAGAAACAGAGAGAUUAA
Penicillium roqueforti is the source of this 792-nucleotide messenger RNA. RefSeq names its product putative alpha-1,6-mannosyltransferase subunit. Bases 1 to 792 code for a protein of 263 amino acids. The transcript is spliced from 3 exons. NCBI's taxonomy places the organism in Eukaryota, Fungi, Ascomycota, Eurotiomycetes, Eurotiales, Aspergillaceae. The record is from RefSeq and is a predicted model, not a curated record. Gene Ontology annotation, molecular function: alpha-1,6-mannosyltransferase activity. Gene Ontology annotation, cellular component: Golgi membrane; mannan polymerase complex. Gene Ontology annotation, biological process: protein N-linked glycosylation.